Onychostoma macrolepis is the source of this 3578-nucleotide messenger RNA. Its product is annotated as RNA polymerase II elongation factor ELL2. Gene Ontology annotation, cellular component: transcription elongation factor complex. Gene Ontology annotation, molecular function: cis-regulatory region sequence-specific DNA binding. Gene Ontology annotation, biological process: transcription elongation by RNA polymerase II; snRNA transcription by RNA polymerase II; positive regulation of transcription elongation by RNA polymerase II. Lineage: Eukaryota; Metazoa; Chordata; Actinopteri; Cypriniformes; Cyprinidae. The record is from RefSeq and is a predicted model, not a curated record. Bases 108 to 1907 code for a protein of 599 amino acids. The transcript has 12 exons.
GUGUGCGCGUGUGUGUCUAUGACGUCCCCACAACGCUCUCUCGUAACCCCGCCCAGCGGAGAGUGACGCUUGGACUAGAAUGUCGCCAGUUCACCUCAGUUCCAGACAUGGCAGCGUUGAGACAGGAGCAUCGGUAUGGACUCUCCUGUGGAAAGAUUAAUAAAAGCAUUCCCAAUAAAACCAUCUUUCACGUCAAGCUAACCGACACGGCCAUCCGGACGCUAGAAGCUUAUAAGAAUCACAAGGGGUCCUUACCAAAUCAGCCGGCAAUUUGCUUCAAGGGGAACCAGGGGUAUAUCAAGAUUCCUGCUUCCUCGGAUUCUCCGGAUGCUUUCCGUGUCUUCUCCUUCUACCUGUCCAGUGACAGUAAAGACAAACCUCAGGCCAGCUUCGACUGUAUUCACCAGUAUGUUUCUGGAGAUGGCAGGGAGCAUCUGGAAAGUCAGGGCAGUAUUCAGGACAAAAUCACGGUGUGUGCCACCGACGAUUCCUACCAGAUGACCCGCGAGCGCAUGUCUCAAGUGGAAAAGGACAUCUGGAGCCGCUCAGCCAUCGAGAUCAAACCUGGAUCCACACGUCCAAGUAAAUGUGUGAAGAUUAAGAAGAAACAGGGCCUGCCGACCAGCUUUGACAACACUAAUAGACAUUCACCCAGCAGCAAGAGGAACGGUACACCUAGCUUGGUGGCCCACAGGCCCUUGAAAGAACGUGUCAUUCACGUUCUGGCCUUAAAGCCCUACAGCAAGCCAGAACUACUGCUCUGGCUGGAGAAGGAGAAAGCCAGCCCCAAGGACAAGGCCGACUUAAAUGCUGUGCUGGAUGAGGUGGCUAAACUCAAUCCCAAAGACCACAGCUUUACUCUAAAGGAUGAUUUCUACAGACAUGUGCGGAGGGACUGGCCUGGCUAUGUCGAGGAAGAGCGGCAACUCAUUCAAAGGGUGUUGGCAAGAAAACUCCAGCCUCUCAGCAGCAGCAGCAGCAGUAGCCAGUUAAAAAGCCUCCAGUCCAGCCAUUCAUUCCACAAAACCUCAGGGGAUUCUCCAUCCCAACUCAGCCCUGUCAAGAAUCUCUCCAUGAAACGCCCAGUGCCUUCCGACCAUCCAGAAAGUCAGACACCGAAAAAGCAACGUUUAUUAGACCAGAACAUGCCCUUGCAAUCUCCUUCCAAUGGACAUCUCAUCUCCUCCAUGAGCCGUAGCUCUUCCGCUCAUGGAAACACAAGUUUGCAAAGGGGUAGCAGUAUGGCUCAGCAGAGCCCUGAUGGUCAUUACCAGCAACACAAGCUCAGCGAGUCCAACAGCGUGCCCAAACCAGAACUGCCAGAACCAGCACAGCAGCCAUCAUCCAGCCCCAAACACCCAAGAACUGAACCAGAAAUCUGCACUGACCAGCAGCUAGCAAACGGCCAGCACAAAAAGAAGUCCAAGAAGCAUAAAGAAAAAGAGAGGGAGCGCUUAAAACCUGAGUGGGUCGAGACCAGCCCGGACCUCAAACAGAACCAGGAAAAUAUUAAUGACCAUGAACGACCCAACACACCUGUCACCCGUGCCUCGCCCGAUGAGCUGCCUGAUUAUUUAUUAAAAUACAACACUAUUACAGACUCUGAGCAGCGGCAGAGAUACAAAGAGGAUUUCUGUGCGGAAUAUGAUGAGUACAGAGACCUUCAUGAACGUAUAGGGAAAGUCACGGAGAUGUUUGUUCAGCUGGGAUCCAAGAUAAAGACGCUGUCUCCCGGGACACACAAGUAUAAGGUAAUGGAAGAUCAAAUAAUGGAGAAGUAUAGGAAGUAUAAGAAGAAGUUUCCAGGCUACCGGGAAGAAAAGAAGCGCUGCGAGUAUCUCCAUCAGAAACUAUCACACAUCAAAGGCCUGAUCCUGGACUAUGACCGCACACAAGCGCCCUCCUAGUGCCAGCCAUUCCACUCUCCUCCUCCAGUCUGCUCGCACAGACCAAACGACUCCUCAGUGGAAAUAAACCAGGACCAAAUGUCUCUCUUGAGCACGACAAGGCAUUUCCACGUCUUUCCUCCGCACAAACUGUGGGUAACAAUGUGGAGGCUGAGGAUCUAAGCCCAAACUAUCAAACAAAGGCCAAGACCUCCAACUAGUGACUUAAGCCCUUUAAAGUUUUUUUUUUUUUUUUUUCGUUUGUUCGUGUAAAAUGUGUUGCAUUUAGGAAUUGGUUGUGACGUGAGACACAACCUAAGCCAAAAUGUUGUUUUUUUCCCCCUACCCUAUAAUGCAGCAUAUGUGUGCCCUUGAUCUUCUAACUUCGGCUCUGAGCUCUGACCUUCAGGGCUGUCAGUGGGCUGCUUUUAUGGUACAAUCAUAAAGCCUGGACGAUGAGAGAUGAUUAUCUGUACUGUGUUCGGUCUGUCAGUGAUUUAUCAGAAAACUUAAGCACAGUUUCUAUUUUGAUAUUUUACUGAAUGUAUAUUUGUACACUUGUAAGAUCUCGACAUCUAUAAUAGAGCGUUUAAUCACUGGAUAGAAUAAGGGAAGCCUGGAAUUUUCUCAGCUCUGAGGUGGUCCUACCAAACUCUGUAGAGUACGAGGGUGCAAUCUGUCAUAUGGACGUCUGUGUGAAAGCACCUACGUCAGACUCUUAAUUAGACCAGACCUUCCUCUUUUGUGUGUAGCUACAUGAUGAGCUCUGGGAUGCAAAUUUAAUCUUGAUUUCCUGUAGCCAAUCGUGUAAUGAGAGCAAAGGUGCUUAACCUUGACAGUUCAAAAUCGAUAAAGUGAUAAUUUUCUCAUGAUUUUUAUGUCCAGGGUCCAGUGCUCAAACCACUACAGCACACUGUGUCCUUAAAAUAAUGAUGUUUAUAACAUUAUUAUUAUUAUUAUUAUUAUUAUUAUUUGGACACUAAACAGCAGAAACAAUCAUGUUUUAAAGCAUAUUUAAUUUCUUUUAUCCUUUUUUAAAAUAAAAAAUGUAUUGAUUAAUUGAAAAAAAAAAAAAAAAGCAAUUCUUUACCUGAUCUAUUGGAUAUGUUACAGGAAAUUUGACAUGUUUUAUUGAGAUUUAAUUUCUUGAAGUUUGAAUGAACUCUGCGUUCUUUCCCUUUAAAGCAUGAAGGAGACCUUCAUAGACUGUGUCAGGCUUUCUCUGAAUCCUGAUUUUCGUUUGGGUCAUGUUUUAUGUGAAUGAAAGUAUACAGUAUGUCUGUUUUCCCAGAAUGUAGUACUUGACGGAGGAUCUCAUUGGUCUUCUGCUUUACGUAACGACCUGACACAAACACCAAACGUUAUAGAAGCAGAGUCUUUCCAAAGUCCCCUCUACGUCCAUGUCGUUCCUGUUCAUGCCCAUAGCCUCAUGUACAUUAUGGAAGUAUUUUUGUGUCACUUUCGCGCUUUGACAUUUCUCUUGUGGAGACUGCUGAUCUGUUAUUUAUGUCACUACAGUGUUAGUUCCUCUAAUCCUUGAUCCUGAUUUGUUAUCUGGCUGGAAAACUGAUAGAUUUGCCAAAAUAGCAUUUCUCUUUAUAUUGUUAACAGUUUGUUUCAUCCUUUCAUGGGGCAACUUCAUGUAUUGAUGUAGAUGCCUUAAAUAAACUGGACCACAUUAACUUAAUACAA